Messenger RNA from Salvia splendens (bonfire salvia), 1056 nucleotides. RefSeq lists its product as uncharacterized. NCBI's taxonomy places the organism in Eukaryota, Viridiplantae, Streptophyta, Magnoliopsida, Lamiales, Lamiaceae. The record is from RefSeq and is a predicted model, not a curated record. The transcript is spliced from 4 exons. The coding region runs from base 77 to 703 and encodes 208 amino acids.
GCCUGGGCCUGAUGGGCUUACAUUACAGAUUCAAAAUCGGAGAAAGAAGACUUCGCCGCCGCCGCACAGUCUCAGUAUGGGUGGUGGUGGCGAUCGGAGCAGCUGCUGCAGCAGCGGGGAGGAAGACGGAGAUGCCGAGUGGAUGGCGGCCAUAAACUCGGUGAUCUCCUCGGAAGUGCACGCCUCUAAUGGCGCAACUCAUCAACAGAAAGAUGAAAAGCACAAACCCAAAGGUCUCAAGCAUUACCAAAUCAAGGCAGGAAGGUUACUGGAAGACCUCUUAGACAAGACUCUCGAAGUGGUCUCAGAAAGAGCUCCUAUUGUGGAGGAAGAUCCAGCUCCAGAAGAUGCUGGAGUUCGACUUUUCCGAACUGCUCCUCUUGGAAUAGUGUUUGAUAAAAGAGAAGAGCUGCAUGGACCGAAGAAGAGACCAAAAAUCAUUCCUGGAGAAGAGCUGGAUGAGAAAUCAAAAGAGUUUAGGAAGCAACUUAAAUCCGUAGCUGUUGAUGGAGCGGACAUAAUUGCUGCAGCAAGUAGACAGCGCCAGAAGACCUUAGCUAAACGUGAAGCACGUGAAAGUGCUGCCAAGGCAGCAGCAAAACGAGAGGAGGAGCGUGUGGCUGAGCUGAAAAAGAUUAGAGGAGAAAGAUGGCUUCCUAGUAUAGCCAGAGAAAUGCGGGUAAAUGCUCAGAGUCGAAGGUAGUUUAUCAUGGCCUUCGAUGUGCUGCUGUUAGACCAUUUAUCUCUCUUCUGGUCUGGAGAAUUCAUAUUGUUGUGAUCACAUAUUGCAUCCAAGUGGACAACCUUUCAUCACAUGGUGAGAAAAUGAAACAGUUUUAGAUUAAAAGGUCAAGAACUUGAGGUGAGAUGAGUGUAGAAGAAGAAACAGCGUAGUUUACUAGUACAAUAUUGAGUUUUGGUAUGGGCUUUAUUUAUUUAUAUUGUGCUUUUUAUAUUUGCUUUAUGAGGCUGCAUAUGUUAUUUGAAGUGUAUUGCUUCACUUGGAUGAUUUAUUUUGUUGUUCAUAAAACAAUAAAUUAUCUUAACCUAGUUCAA